GGUACAACCAUCAACAUGGAACUUAGACAGUUUCACUUUGCAACUUUAUUAGCUGGUUUUCCUAGCUUUCUCAUGACGUAUUUAAUGAUCUGUACAUCGGAUGGAUUCCCUCAAGAUAAAAUGAACGUUCUUUUUAUAGUAGCCGACGAUCUGAGACCAACGCUAGGCAGCUAUGGGAAUACUGUAGUACAGACCCCGAACCUUGACAAGCUCGCACAACGUUCGAUUCGCUUUACCACAGCUGCUUCGCAGCAAGCUGUUUGUGCUCCCAGCCGAAUUUCAUUCCUUACUGGCAGGAGACCGGACACAACAAAGCUUUUUUCCAACGAAAAAGCUACCUACUGGAGGGUGAAUGCUGGAAAUUUCACCUCUUUACCACAACACUUCAAGGAUAGUGGUUAUUUUACCGCUUCCGCAGGAAAAGUCUUUCACCCAGGAAGAGCAUCAAACUUUACAGAUGAUUAUCCAUAUAGUUGGACCAUUCCACCUUAUCAUGCUUCAACUCACACAUACAAAAAUGCAGCGGUAUGUCCAAGUGCAGAUGGUAGACUACACACCAAUAUUGUAUGUCCUGUUGAUGUUGAAAAGCAACCAGAGAGAACAUUGCCAGACAUUCAGAGCACUCAAUAUGCUUUAAAUUUCUUAAAAAAUCACACUGAUUCAAACAACAACAAUCAGCCGUUCUUCCUGGCUGUUGGCUACCACAAGCCACACAUCCCUCUGAAAUUUCCCAAACAGUUCCUUGACAUGUACCCCAUAGAGGAGAUUCACGUAGCAGCAGAUCCCCUUCUUCCCUUUGAUUUGCCGCCAGUGGCAUAUGAACCAUGGACUGAUCUGCGAUGGAGAGAUGACAUUGCAGCACUUAAUCUCAGUUUCCCAUAUGAACGAAUGCCAGAUUUUUAUGCCAAAAAGAUCAUACAAAGUUACUAUGCUGCAACAACUUAUAUGGACAGUCUAGUCGGACAGUUACUCAUAGCUUUAGAUGAGUAUGGUCUUACAGGCAAUACAAUUGUGAGCUUCAUUGGAGAUCAUGGUUGGGCAUUGGGUGAACAUCAGGAGUGGUCAAAGUUCAGUAACUUCAGAAUAGCCACAAAUGUGCCCCUUAUGAUCCAUAUGCCUGGUGUAACUGACAACAGAGACCAUGGUGGUUCAGGAAUUGUAUCUGAUGCUCUUGUAGAAUUAGUGGACUUGUUUCCAACUCUUGCAGAACUGGCUGAACUGAAAGUGCCAGAUCUUUGCCCAGAUGACUCAUCAAACAUCACUCUGUGCUCAGAGGGUCUCAGCUUUGCUCCUCUUUUGAAGAAUCUAAGCAUGCCAUGGAAAAAGGCCAUCUUUAGCCAAUAUCCAAGGCCAUCAGAUGAACCACGAGAAAACACGUGCGAGCCUAGGCCCUCUGAGAUUACAAUUAUGGGAUACUCCAUGCAGACAAGCCGUUUUCAUUACACUGAGUGGAUACAAUAUGACCAUGAAACACAGAAGGGGAACUGGUCGAACAAACAUGCCAGGGAAUUGUACAUAGAUCCUCGGGAUGACCUGAAUGUUGCUUCCUUACCAGAUCUGUCAGAUCUGGUCCAGGAGUUGUCAGAUCAACUGAGGAAAGGCUGGAGAAAUGCUUUACCGGAGAACAAUCACGUUAAUGCAUGAAUUACUCAUUGUUUUACAAAAUGGGAAGCUUUCCCGUGCAUUUUUUUCAGAAAAUAAUGUAAUUUCUACACUUAAAGCUAACGAUCAACUUUAAAUAAAGGAACUUUUUUCCGAUAAUCAAUUCCAAGAAUGUCAGAAGCAAUAGACUGACUAGGAAAUGUAUGCAAACAAUGUAACUCAACGAGGUCAUUAGUUUCUAAAGAAAGUAUUUUGCUGUGUUGACAUGAA
This is a messenger RNA of Pocillopora damicornis (cauliflower coral), 1872 nucleotides long. RefSeq names its product iduronate 2-sulfatase. NCBI's taxonomy places the organism in Eukaryota, Metazoa, Cnidaria, Anthozoa, Scleractinia, Pocilloporidae. Gene Ontology annotation, molecular function: iduronate-2-sulfatase activity. The record is from RefSeq and is a predicted model, not a curated record. Gene Ontology annotation, cellular component: cytoplasm.